Messenger RNA from Magallana angulata, 1939 nucleotides. Its product is annotated as heat shock 70 kDa protein 12A-like. Bases 30 to 1763 code for a protein of 577 amino acids. Lineage: Eukaryota; Metazoa; Mollusca; Bivalvia; Ostreida; Ostreidae. Gene Ontology annotation, molecular function: ATP binding; ATP-dependent protein folding chaperone. The record is from RefSeq and is a predicted model, not a curated record. The transcript is spliced from 4 exons.
CCCGUUAUCAAAACAUCGUUACAGGAACAAUGGCAUCAGAAAGAGAUAGCCGUUUGUUUGUAGUGGCUAUAGACUUUGGAACUACCUAUUCUGGAUACGCAUUUUCUACUCGAUCCGAAUACCUCAACGAAAAAAGUAAAAUACAGUCACCUAUAUGGAAUUCUGGACAACUGUUAUCGCACAAAUCACCGACGAUUCUUUUACUUAACAAGGAAAAGGAGUUUGUUAAUUUUGGUUACGAUGCAGAAAAUUGCUACAGCAGAAUGACAGCGAAAGAAAGAAUGGAACAUUAUUAUUUUCACCGAUUUAAAAUGAUGUUAUACACCAAAGAUGACAAAAUAAAACUUACAAGAAAUACUGUAUUAUCUGACAUAGGAGGUAAAGAAAUGCCUGCUAUUGAUGUUUUUGCCAAAUCUAUUAAACAUUUCAAAGAUCACUUCAUCGAUGCCCUGCUGACCAGAAAUUAUAAUAUGGCUUAUGAGAAAAACGAUGUUACUUGGGUCUUAACUGUCCCGGCUAUCUGGGAUGAGCCUGCAAAACAAUUUAUGCAAGAAGCAGCAGAAAAAGCUGGUAUUUGCAAAAAAUCUCUUUUAAUCUGCUUGGAGCCAGAAGCUGCAGCCAUUUACUGCAAAUGGAUUUCAAUAGAAAAGGACCAAAACGCUCUUAUUACGAUGAAACCCGGUCGAAGAUUUCUUGUGCUAGAUGCUGGAGGUGGUACAAUUGAUAUGGCAAUGCAGGAAGUGAGAGAAGAUGGGAAGCUACAGGAGAUAAACAGGGCAGAAGGAGGAGAUUGGGGAGGGAUUUAUGUGGACGACGAGUUUAAACAGAUGCUGGAGUGUAUUGUUUCCAAACCAGUCAUUGAGUCUUUUCGAAUGGAAUACACCGAUGACUAUAUCGAAUUAAUUCGGCAUUUUGAAACAAAGAAAAGAGAAAAUCAGUCAGGAAAUAAAGUAAAUAUUCAAUUUCCAGCUUCUCUUCUCGAAAUACAAGCUGCAAACGAUAUUGCAAUGCGCAUUGAACAUAAAGGACUAAAAGAUAAAGUGGAAUUAAAAAAAGGUAGACUUUUUAUUCAAAAAAUGAAAUAUGAAGCAUUUUUCAACAAAGUGGUGAACAAAAUAGUAGUUAAAGUUGAAGAAAUGUUAGUUUCCGAUACAGCGAAAGGAACUAAAGUCAUUAUCAUGGUUGGAGGGUUUUCAGAGAGUUUGUUUCUCCAAAGAAGGAUGAGAGAUUCAUUCCCAAAUUGUACAGUGGUAAUUCCCCAAGAAUGUGGAUUAGCUGUUCUGAAAGGCGCUGUAAUUUUUGGUCAUGAUCCUGAAAUAAUUGCCGCAAGAAUAGUUAAAAAUACGUAUGGCGUAUGUAUCAACACCCCAUUUAAUAACAACAACCAUCCUGCAUCAAAGAAGAAACUAAUAAACGGAAAAGAGUAUUGUACUGAUAAGUUCGACAUUCACGUUAAUAAAGGCAAGUUUAUUCAUUGCAACGAAGAGACAAACAGUAACUAUUCCCCCCUAUAUGAAGACCAAACUUCCGUUAAGUUUAGAGUGUUUGUGAGUGAUAAAGAAUACCCGCAAUAUACUGACGAAGAAGGAUGCAAAGAGAUAGGAUCUUUGACUGUCCCAAUGCCAGACACAACAGGGGGUACCAAUAGGACGGUCAACGUGAAGUUUAAAUUUGGAGCAACCAAGAUUACCGUCGAGGGCUUCGACGAAACGUCAAAAAAAUCUGUGAACGUAAAAAUCGACUUUUUGGAAAAUAAUCCAUAAUGCGUUGACUGUCAACCUGAACUUCUGAUAUGACAUUUUAGAAUCAUUUUUAGCAUGCCUUCAAAAUUGAUAGUUUUGUUUUACUACUCAUCAACAUGAUAAAUUGUACUCUAUACCUUACUGUAUACGCAUACAAAAAUCACUUCCAUUGUUCUUUUAAUAAAAAUUUGUAUUUA